CCCCAGGAAUGGAAUGCUGCUGCUCCCAAAAGGCAGACAGAGCGGGUGGGGAGGGGGAGCGUCGCUGUUUUCCCUCCGUUAAAGCACAUUUUUGAAUACCUUGUAGCUCAAACCUGGCCAUGGAAGUGUGCGCUCACAGAACAGGCGGCUCGUCUGGCGGAGAGAGCAACAAGUACAGCAAGUAAACUGCUGGCAAACCGACUUUGAUUUGUUUUGUAAAGUAAGCAAAAGCGGUUGCCAGCAGUAUCUGUCUUCUAUUUCUGGCCUUCCCCCCGGCCCCGGGCCCCCCUCUCUAGACUGACGUCAGCAGAAAGUUAUUUUCAUGAAUGGAGGGGGCGGUCACGAGGAAUCGGUGACGUGAGCGCUUGCGGAAGCAGAGCGUGGAAUGUUGGUACAUUGUUGUUGUUUUGUAGUUAAUUCAGUACGAGGAUACACCACUACCCUCCUGCCGCGUCUCGCCGACUGGGUCAACUCACUUCGCCGCUUGGAUAGGAAACUUACUCCGGUACCUUUACGCAUCCCCGACUACACAUAUCCGCGUUCACAGAGUGCAACUUCUGUGAGGUUCUGGUCAGUUUUCUGCAUGCAGGGAAUGACGACUCAUUUCAAGACAAGCAAAGCUUUAAGGGUCAAGAAGGAGACGGGUGAGAAUGCCCCGGCGCUUAGCGACGAUGAGUUGGUGGCCAUGUCGGUGCGGGAGCUAAACCAGCACCUGCGUGGACUGACGAAGGAAGACGUCGUCCGGCUGAAGCAGCGGCGACGGACCCUGAAGAACCGAGGCUAUGCAGCCAGCUGCCGCAUCAAGCGUGUCACCCAGAAGGAAGAGCUGGAGAGACAAAAGACAGAGCUGCAGCAGGAGGUGGACAAGCUGGCCAGAGAGAAUGCUAGCAUGAGGUUGGAGCUGGAUGCGCUGCGAGCUAAGUACGAGGCCUUGCAGUGUUUCGCCAGGACUGUGACCCGGGGGCCAAUCUCACCCGGCAAAGUGGCCACCACCAGCGUCAUCACCAUUGUCAAGUCAGCUAACCACAACACCAGCCCCACCCCGUUCUCAGCUCCCUCCUAGUGCUGACAGGACUGGGCUUUCCCUUCUUUUGCCUGGUCUUUGCUGGCUCUGACACAUCCUGAAGCCAGUCAUCCUGUACUGAGAGGAUCCUCAGUAGUUUGUUAGACUGAAGGAUCGGAUGCCAGGCUCUGUCACGUAAUGCUGCAUUCACAGUUCUGUCUCCGUUCGCCUGCCUCUUACACAAUCUAUACUGUCUGCACACUGUUCACAACCCCGUCCCGACCCCCAGCACCGGCAGGGUAUUGGGCCUCUGUGACCCGACCUCUGUGACUGAUGGUAGAGAUUUAUUACAGUUUGUCUUACUGGUGUAAUACUUGAUGCUGCAGAACAUAAAAUACAAAUGAUUUGACUUUAUGGGAGUAUAGCUAUUUGCCAUUUGUGUAAAUUUACAUAAAAAAAAACUGUAAAUUUUGAAGCUGUUGCCUUAAAGAUCUAUAAGUACUCUACAACUAACAUGCAGUUCAGCACAACAAGGUGUUAAAUUUCCCAGGAUUAAAGUCUAGAGGUUUCUCAAUAGUUUCCAGUGAUAUAAGAGAUGGAUGAAACUGAAGUUUUCUCAGAUUUUAAUUUGUUCUUGAGCUUGUUUAGCUUAUGCUAAUCCAUAAAAGAAGCUGUUAAGGGGAUAACUGACAAACAUAUAUUUGUGUUUCAUGUUUGGACAACCCUGGUGUGGGUAACAUUAAUUGGAAGGCAUUGCCAAAUCCAGAGGAUCUCUCCUCCAUGUUUGCUUCAAUUAUGAAACAUACCUAAAGGUCCUAAUUUUUUUGCCAUUGUAGAUUAUUUUUGUUAAAAAGGUUAAAAGGUAUUAAAGUCAUUGUAAAGUUUGUUUGGGAAGUGUUGGGUGUAAUUCUGAUGGCUAUUUUAUGGCCCCCUGACUUUUUUUUUUUUUUUUUUGGUAACAUUAACAGGUUUUAAACCUUUUUGCAACUCAACUUAAGACUAACUUUUUUACAUUUGAAUGUGCUUCGAAAGCAGAUUGAGCUAAAUUUGCUUGUAAUAAUAGCAUUUACUUCAUUAUAGCACUUAUAACUGUAACGAUACAGUAUAAAGUAAAUUACAAGAUGCAACAAUGAAAUUAUUCUUGUAUGUACUGGGGCUUAAAUGUGCGAUGAUGAUGAUGAUGUGAUGGGAAUAUUUAGUGGAAGUCUAAAGUUAGCAAGGAUGGUAAACUCUGCUGCACUUGCAAUGUUUGGUGGGUAAUCCAUAUUGGAUAUAGUGAUAAUGAAAGUAGUCCUUGUAAAAAUCAACUUUCUUCCUGUAUAUUACAGAUUAAAGGUGACAAAUCCUCUUCUAGUUAUAUUGUCACUUACGUUGAUAAACUCCGUCCAGACAUAAAAAAAAACAACAAAAAAAACUCAUUCCUACCGCUGGGUCACAAGAAGUGCUGCUGCUGCCGGUGUUGGUAUUUU
Messenger RNA from Poecilia latipinna (sailfin molly), 2472 nucleotides. RefSeq names its product v-maf avian musculoaponeurotic fibrosarcoma oncogene homolog K (gene mafk). The record is from RefSeq and is a predicted model, not a curated record. The transcript is spliced from 3 exons. Gene Ontology annotation, biological process: regulation of transcription by RNA polymerase II. NCBI's taxonomy places the organism in Eukaryota, Metazoa, Chordata, Actinopteri, Cyprinodontiformes, Poeciliidae. Gene Ontology annotation, cellular component: nucleus. Gene Ontology annotation, molecular function: DNA-binding transcription factor activity, RNA polymerase II-specific; RNA polymerase II cis-regulatory region sequence-specific DNA binding. Bases 386 to 1063 code for a protein of 225 amino acids.